AUGCAAUCUCCUGAAACUAUGCAGCGACAGCCAGUUAGUUUUUGCAGCCAAACAAAUCCUGACCCUCUCUACUUCAACCGCCUGAUGAUGGUGCAAGAACGCUACAUGCAAGAAAAUCGUCCUCACAACCUCCAAUCAGCUUGGGACGAUGAUGAUCAUCCAGAGUACUACUCAACACCUCGGGUGGAUUCCGAAUAUGGGCGAGAAAACAUUCAACCUCGUUUGGAGGAUGAGGUUCAAAGGGAAAAUUAUCCCGCCGAGGAUAACCAUGUUGAAGAAGAAGAAUCCGAUGAUGAUCAGCCACAGCCACAGCCACAGCCACUAGUAGUUCUCUUUAUGAUGGGUGAUGAAGAAGAGUUGGCUAAUUUGGAUGGAGAGUUCAUCAGGAUUUCAGAGAUAUCUUUCCUGGAAGCAUCGGAAAGAUCUGGCCAAUAUAGCAAUUUGAAUGAAGAAACCAUAUUGAAGAAUCUCAGGACCAGACAAUAUCGAACAUCGGCUGAUCGUGAUGGAGAUGAAACGGGUGAUAUUUGUGUUGUCUGCCAAAGUGGAUUCGAGGACGAGGAGAUAAUUGCAAAACUUGGAUGCGGACAUGAAUACCAUUCUGAUUGCGUCAACAGAUGGUUGCAGCAUAGGAACGUUUGUCCAAUCUGCAAGCGCACGGCAAUUGAAGAAGACAGCAGCUAA
This is a messenger RNA of Coffea eugenioides, 684 nucleotides long. Its product is annotated as E3 ubiquitin-protein ligase BIG BROTHER-like. Gene Ontology annotation, molecular function: ubiquitin protein ligase activity. The record is from RefSeq and is a predicted model, not a curated record. The transcript has a single exon. NCBI's taxonomy places the organism in Eukaryota, Viridiplantae, Streptophyta, Magnoliopsida, Gentianales, Rubiaceae. The coding region runs from base 1 to 684 and encodes 227 amino acids. Gene Ontology annotation, cellular component: nucleus.